Messenger RNA from Abrus precatorius (Indian licorice), 1386 nucleotides. RefSeq lists its product as uncharacterized. The record is from RefSeq and is a predicted model, not a curated record. The coding region runs from base 162 to 1082 and encodes 306 amino acids. Lineage: Eukaryota; Viridiplantae; Streptophyta; Magnoliopsida; Fabales; Fabaceae. The transcript has 2 exons.
ACCGCUACUUUUGUGCACUCUCAACGACUCUUCAAUUUUGAUCUUCUUGGUCUUUGUCCAACUAUCAUUUUAAAUGCACAAAAGAAGGACCCAACAACAUUAACCCCAGAAAAAACAACAACAACAACACACUACGUUAAGAAAACAAGACAAUAAGAAGAAUGGAUUAUCAAUCUUUUGGAAGGGCCCAGAGACCAAAAGGGGCUAUCAUAAAACAGGUAUUGAAGGCGAUGCUAGUUUUGGCUGUUUGUGCCUGGUUGUUAUAUCAGAUCAAACACUCAAGGAGUAAUACAGAGAACUAUAGAGGUCAAACCAAGCUUGAUGGAGCAUAUGGAACUGUAUCGUUGGGGCGCAAAGGUUCAAGUAGUGGCAGGGAUGAUGAGCCCUAUGGAGCCAAUAAAGAUAAGGCUGAAGAAGAAUUUGGACACGUCAAUGAGAAAUUCAGGACAAGAGAAGGAAAAGAAGUAGAACUUGAACAAGAAAGUCAAUCUAAGGUAUCAUCCAUGAAUAAACACCACGGUUUGUCCAAAAGAGAAUCUGGAAAGGUUGAUAUAGAAUCAUGGAAAAGUAAGUCAGGUCUCAAAGGGCAUGGCAAUGAGAAAAACCCAACGAGACCAAUAAUGAUUGAUUCUAAAAGUAAUGACAUAGCGAAAGAAGUGCAACAGAUUAGAAAGAAUGCUAAACCAUAUUUCUCAGCAAAGGAGAAUGAUGAGGAUGAAGAUCCCAUGAUUAGAGAAAAGGAAAUCAUGAUGCAGAAAAAUGUGGUGGAGAGAUCCACAAAUGCUGAUAUGACAGAGGAAAUAGAUGAGCUGGUCCAAAGCUUUCAUGAUGAAAACGGUGUUCCACCUGAUGCUAAUGAAACUGAAAUAGUGUUUGGUCAGGCUCGUGUCAUGAAUGAAGAAAACAUUUCAAAUGUUAGUAAGGGAAGUUGGCUUAGAAAAAGCAUUCAAGAAGUCACAUAUGCAGAAUAUAACCAUGUUGAAGUGAAUUCAGAAGUAUCAGAGAAUGAUGAGACAGUUGGUGAAGAAAUUAAUACUUCAGACAUCAAACGAAAUUCAGAAAUCGGUGAAGGAGAUAGUUGAGUUUUAUAGGAUUAUGUUUCUCAUCGUUGUAAACAAGAGUUCAUAAAUGUCAUUUAUCAUUACAAAAAGAAUAAGAAAGCUGAAAGGAAAAAGUCUUAAGCAGUAGAGGAUGUCAAUUUUCUUUAAUUCAUGAGUUGUAUGAUGUAAUUAUCCAUAGGAAUAACGUUACAAUUUUUUUUACUUCAAGAGAUCACUAGCUGCACAAUUAUAUGGAGGGUUCUCAUUUCAAUUUGCAGCGUCUUUUUUCUUGGACUUGAAAACCUGUAUCGGCUACGAUCAACAUAAUUGUUAUGGAUGACAUUUA